Syngnathoides biaculeatus (alligator pipefish) is the source of this 870-nucleotide messenger RNA. RefSeq names its product TM2 domain containing 1 (gene tm2d1). The coding region runs from base 1 to 753 and encodes 250 amino acids. The record is from RefSeq and is a predicted model, not a curated record. The transcript is spliced from 6 exons. NCBI's taxonomy places the organism in Eukaryota, Metazoa, Chordata, Actinopteri, Syngnathiformes, Syngnathidae.
AUGCAAAGUUCCUUCCAAAUCUCCGAAGCGUACCGCAACAGGUGUUUGGAAAUCCUGGGCGGGCGUGGAGGAGGAAGUCGGUUCUUCGUGUUUUCUUUUUUUUUUUUUUCCCAUUUUCCUCCCAGUCAAGCCCAGAAGGCGGCGCUUCGUGUCGUCACUGAAGCGGCCAUGGCGCGGCUGCUUUGCUUGCGCUGCGGCUCCUGGACAAUGUUCUUGUUUUUCUUGUGUCGUCGGAGGGUUUGGGCGGCGGAGGAAGCGGCGGCGGACAGCUGCCACAACCUCCGACCGGGACAGUAUUUGUGUAAGGAGCCCGAGAUCGACGAUGGCACCCAGGAGCCGGAAAACUGCCAGGAUGCCAUCGCUUGGGUGGACUGUCUUCCUGCUCCAAACGUCACGUGUCGACUCUCCAACGGGACGGAAUUUCGCUUCAGCGGGGAGGAGGUGGGCUUUCGUAGGAGCGUCCCCUGCAGGAACGUGAGCGCGUACUCGUACAAGGUUGCCGUGGCGCUGUCGCUCUUCCUGGGCUGGCUGGGCGCCGACCGCUUCUACCUGGGAUAUCCCGCGCUGGGCGUGCUGAAGUUCUGCACGGUGGGCUUCUGCGGCGUCGGAACGCUGGUGGACUUCGUCCUCAUCGCCGUGCAGAUGGUGGGCCCGUCGGACGGCUCCGACUACAUCGUGGACUACUACGGCGCCCGCCUCCACCGCCUGAGCGUCACCGAGCGCACGUACAGGAAGCCGCACCUCUCGCCUUGACGGGAAGCCGUCAUUGGUCGGUGGGAGCGCCGCACCCGCAAAAGUCGGCGUUCACUCUUUCUUCGCAGCCCCUGAGUUUUUGAAUUUUUAAGGAAUAAAUUGUCGUUGUUGAAGCUG